Dictyostelium purpureum is the source of this 618-nucleotide messenger RNA. RefSeq lists its product as uncharacterized. Lineage: Eukaryota; Evosea; Eumycetozoa; Dictyosteliales; Dictyosteliaceae. Gene Ontology annotation, cellular component: cytoplasm. Gene Ontology annotation, molecular function: phosphatase activity. The coding region runs from base 1 to 618 and encodes 205 amino acids. The transcript has a single exon. The record is from RefSeq and is a predicted model, not a curated record.
AUGGGUCAAUCAACUUUUAAUGUUGCAUUUUUAGCAAAUAAUAGAGUUGACCCAUUUUUAUUUGAUGCAAGAUUAACAGAAAUUGGUGAAGGUCAAGCAAGUGCAUUGGCAGAUAAUGCAGAAAUUCAUCUACAAAAUAUUCAAGUCGUAAUUACAACACCAAUGACAAGAGCUUUGGAUACUACCAGAAGAGGAUUAAGCAAGCUAAUUAAAAAUAAAGGGAUUAAUUGUGUUGUAUGUCCUUUGCAUAGAGAAACAUUGACUACAAGUGAUGACAACGGUAGACCAAUAUCAAUUGUUAAAACAGAGUUCCCAGAGUUUGACUUUAGCACUAUUGAAGAGCGUUGGUGGUAUCUUCCUGAAGAGAUUAAAUCAGACUUUACCAUUGACCAUGAAGAGUACUUUAAAAAGAGUCCAUUCAAAGAACCAGAGGAAGUAAUUGCUAAAAGAGUCCAAGAUUUUAAAGAAUACCUUCUAAGUAGACCAGAAUCCCAUAUUGCUGUUGUUGGCCACUGUGACUUUUUCUAUCAUUUAUUAGACAAAAAGCAUCCACACAUGAAAAAUUGUCAAAUUAUCAAAUUUAUGAUUGAAACUGGUGAAGUAACUUAUUUAACCUAA